This is a messenger RNA of Oncorhynchus mykiss (rainbow trout), 2948 nucleotides long. Its product is annotated as delta-like protein B. Lineage: Eukaryota; Metazoa; Chordata; Actinopteri; Salmoniformes; Salmonidae. Gene Ontology annotation, molecular function: calcium ion binding. Gene Ontology annotation, cellular component: membrane. Gene Ontology annotation, biological process: cell communication; multicellular organism development; Notch signaling pathway. The record is from RefSeq and is a predicted model, not a curated record.
CAAAACAAGUGAAGACCAGCGACCAGGACAUAGGGAAGAGCGAGGACUUUGCUUGGACUGCUAUACCUUUUCAUACUAAUUUUAUGGUGUGACUGCAAGGAUUUUUUUCUAUCCUGUUUUUUGGGAAUACGCGCCUGUCACAUUUCUAUUGGACACAACGAAUGCAAACACCUGCGGAUUGUUGUAUAGCUACCAACCAAACACCUGGCGGAAAUGGCCUCGCUACCUCUUAGAUGUGUCUUUGCUUUGGCUGUAGUGCAAGUGGUAUCAUCUUCUGGUGUGUUCGAGCUGAAAGUCCAUUCGUUCAACACUGCUCAGCGCAUAUGCAGAAGGCAUAGGGACUGUCACAUCUUUUUCAGAAUUUGUCUCAAACACUCAGAGGACGUCAUCCAUGCGGAGCCACCAUGCACUUUUGGAACAGGACACACCAACGUCAUAAGCGCAGAUCAGACCUCAAUUUCCAGCAGCGCUCCUAUUAGAAUACCGUUCCAUUUUAAGUGGCCGGGAACAUUUUCGCUGAUCAUUGAAGCAUGGAACGCAGAAAUCCCUACAGAAUACACAGACAACCAAAACAACCUGGUCAGCCGCUUGGCUACCAGAAGAAGACUGGCCAUAGGCGAGGACUGGUCUCAAGACGUCCACUUCGGAGAGCAGAGCGAGCUGCGCUACUCCUAUCACGCAUUCUGUGACGAGUACUACUUUGGCGACAGCUGCGCCGAAUACUGCAGACCCCGCGAUGACACUCUGGGCCACUACAACUGUGACGUGGAGGGAAACAAACAAUGUCUGGAGGGCUGGAAGGGCAACUACUGUUCUGAUUCCAUCUGUUCGGCAGACUGCAGCGCGAGGCAUGGCUACUGCGAGGCCCCUGGGGACUGCAAGUGCAGAAUGGGUUGGCAGGGGCCCUCUUGCAACGAGUGUGUGCGCUACCCGGGCUGCCUCCAUGGCACCUGCGUCCAGCCGUGGCAGUGUGACUGCAAGGAGGGCUGGGGCGGCCUCUUCUGCGACCAGGACCUAAACUACUGCACCAACCAUCGGCCGUGUGCCAACGGUGCCACCUGUACCAACACAGGCCAGGGCAGCUUCACCUGUAUCUGCCGCCCGGGCUACGGUGGCACCAACUGUGAGCUGGAGACCAACGAGUGUGACAGCAACCCCUGCAAGAACGGAGGCAGCUGCAAUGACCUGGAGAACGACUACUCAUGCACCUGCCCCCAGGGCUUCUAUGGGAAGAACUGUGAGAUCAUCGCCAUGACGUGUGCCGAUGGGCCCUGUUUCAAUGGAGGAACCUGCAUGGAGAUGCUGACGGGGGGCUAUUCCUGCCGUUGCCCUCCCACCUACACUGGCUCCAACUGCGAAAAGAAACUGGACCGCUGCAGCAACAGCCCCUGUCUGAAUGGCGGUGAGUGUCUAGACCUGGGUCAUAGCGUGCUGUGCCGCUGCCACUCGGGCUUUACCGGCGCCAACUGCCAGUUCAACAUCGACGACUGUGCUUCAGCGCCGUGCCAGAACGCUGGCACCUGCCAGGACGGUGUGGACGACUACACCUGCUCAUGCACGCUGGGCUACGCCGGCAAGAACUGUAGCCUGCGCUCAGAUGCCUGUGGCCGCGGUGCCAGUGCCCAGCCCUGCCAGAAUGGCGGCACUUGCUUCACCCACUUCACGGGGCCCGUGUGCCAGUGCCCGUCGGGUUUCAUGGGACCCAGCUGCGAGUUCACACUGCAGCCCAGCUUCCAUCCUGCCCCCCGACUGACCAAUAAACCUUCCUCCACAGCCCUCACAGCCUCCUGUGUCCUGGCGUUACUCGCCCUUGGCCUGGCGAUGGGCAUUGUGGUGCUGCGGCAGCGCUGGCUGAGUGGCAGGAAGCAGCUGAAUGACACGGCGGUGUUCAACGACCUGAAGACGGGGAUCAACCGCUUCCCCAGUGAGAGAGAGGCUUUCAUGGCGGCUAGUGGCCUGUUCAAGAUCAGCAACAGCGACCCGCGCCUCAGCAUGGCUUCACUUGCAUCGCUUAGACCCACAGAUGACAGGACGGGCCGGGGACUUGGGGGGGAGCGCCACUCAUUCUCCCCUGGACAGGACUACCUCUGGAGGGGGGACAGCGGGGCUGGGCUGAGAUGAGCCACUGGCCUGGACCCAAGAUGGACAGAAAAGGAGACUGGACAGCCAAACACCUGGGGAGUGAGAGACAAAAACUGGGAGGAAGAACAGCGGAUCAUUAGCACUUAUUUUUCUCUCAUUUUGAAAUGUUAAGUUAAUGAAGAAAAAUACAAACUGCUUGAAUGUUUGGAAAUUAUUCCCCUCAUUCUGAAAAUGUUUGCUACACAUUUUGACAAAAAAAAUUAUGUUGGAAAACAACCUUGUGUCAUGAAGAAGAAUAGUAAAUGACCUCUUGAUGUAUGGGAACUUUAGGAAAUCUCCUCAGAGAAAGGUCUUCCAUGUCAAAUAACCCAAAGAGAUGACUACCAAUUCCUCAUAACUACUUACGAUGGACACUGACCUAUCAAUGCACUUGCUCCAACACAGUGAUAUUGACCAAAUGACUCUGGAAGAACCAUUUAAACCAAAUACAGGAAGACCUGAUUCUCUGACCUGUACUUUUUUUGGAAGACAAUAGACUGUUAUCAAUGACCAAGGAGAUGAAUACAGCAAAUAUAUUCAACUUUUUCCACUGUUUUUGUUUCUAAGCUCAUUUCACCAGAACUCUGAUAUUAGCAAUUCCAAAAGAUAAAACAUAUAUAUUUUUCAUUUUAAAAUUAACUAUUAUUUUUGUCAACAUACCAUUUCCUAAGAUGAAACUAUCAGUCGUUAUACCAUCAUUUUAUUUAUGUUAUUUAUUAAACUCAGCAAAAGAAGAAAUGUCCCUUUUUCAAGACCUGUCUUUCAAAGACAAUUUGUAAAAAUCCAAAUAACUUCACAGCUCUUCAUUGUAAAGGGUUUAAACACUG